UCUCGCAUCCUCCACAGAUGGCCGCCAAAUGAGUGUACGCUGUACGUUGUAGGUCCCUCUUACCCUAUUAGGCUUUGAUCUUCCGACUCCCUUUCGGAGCCAUCCUCGAAAUUACAUCGAAGAGAAGGAAUUCGGACACUUCCUCGGAACAAGCAACACCACACAGCUUCAUCGCGUGCUUGGACUAAGCUGCGAAUAUGACACCUCCCCCUCCCGCGGGUCACCAUUGGGCCCCCUGGCCCCAACAGCAGCAUCCCGGGUACAGCAUGAUGGUCGGCUUGACUUAUUCCCAUUACGACUCUCGAGCUGUCACCUCGGCCCCGAUUAUUCCCUCCGCAAUGGCCCCUCAUUACCUAGCGACGGCGGCGUAUGAGAUACCGCCUAUGAAGCCGGCGCACUUCACGCCUCCUCACCAGUACUCAUACCCUCCCUACGAACUUCCUGCUCUAUCAGCAGCCCCUCCUUGCCGCACCAUCGUCGACCCAUCGCAGGAUCGCCACAGCUUAGGCCUCCAAGCAGCGCCUGAGCAACCGCCUCAGGAACCCCGGCAAUAUAGCCCUUCUUCCCGAAAAGAGCCCCUCCCCCCGCCCACAGUGCCGCAUCCCAUGCACACCAAGGACAUCGUGUACAACAAGCCGAUCAAGACCGAAGGCGUGGAUUUCUCGACACCAGUUGACGUCAUGAUGAAGGCUCUGCAAAAGACAAAUGCCAGAGACACCAUUGCGGUCGCCAUCCCUUCGCCCAGCUCGGAGAGCUCCAGCGUGAAGGCCGAGCCGAUAUCGCUACCCUACAGCGAUCCGAAAAUCAACAACACGAGGACGGGGCCGGAGAAACCCAAGAGGUUCCACUGUCCUUUCGAUGGGUGUAACAAGAGCUUCACCCAGAGCACACACUUAGAGACGCACAAGCGAGCGCAUACGGGAGAGAAGCCCUAUCUUUGCUCGUGGCCUGGCUGCGAACGGCGCUUCUCCCAACCCGGGAAUCUCAAGACACAUUAUCGUUUGCACACAGGCGAGCGCCCUUUCCAGUGCGAAAGGUGUGAUUCUCGCUUCGCGCAACGCGGAAAUCUGAGGGCGCACAUGUCCACGCACAGCAAUGAAAAGCCCUUCUUGUGCAAGCUUGAAGACUGCACGAAGACUUUCACCACCCGGGGGAACCUCAAGAACCAUCAGAACAAGUACCACAAGGAAACGAUUUCGCGGCUGAUAGACUGGAUCGCCUCCGUCGAGGACCACAGCAGCCUCUCGGAAGACGAACGUGAGUUGCUGUGGUACUUCUCCAACAUCUACAAGAACAGCAACAAGGGCAUCAAGGGCCGGGGACGGGGUAGAAGGGUCAGCAAAGUCCGCAUGGGCAAGGGCAGAAUGGCCGCCGCCAUUGAAAUGCACAAGUCUAACGCCCUUUGCUCGUCUCUGACGCGUCUGGGGUUCGCUUGAAAGUGGCUCACGUCAGCGGACGUCGAAUCAGCCCCCUCUCUAUGUUGCAUCUUCGUUUUCCUUCAUAACGAAAUCAUGUGUUUUAG
Sodiomyces alkalinus F11 is the source of this 1522-nucleotide messenger RNA. RefSeq lists its product as hypothetical. Bases 198 to 1436 code for a protein of 412 amino acids. The record is from RefSeq and is a predicted model, not a curated record. Gene Ontology annotation, molecular function: RNA polymerase II cis-regulatory region sequence-specific DNA binding; DNA-binding transcription factor activity, RNA polymerase II-specific. Gene Ontology annotation, biological process: regulation of transcription by RNA polymerase II. NCBI's taxonomy places the organism in Eukaryota, Fungi, Ascomycota, Sordariomycetes, Glomerellales, Plectosphaerellaceae. The transcript is spliced from 6 exons.